AUGGGGUUUGCUGUGUUGAAAGGAAAAGAUGGAAUUCUUUCCCGGGCCGCGGCACACUGCGGUGGCUGCAGGGCGCCGCCGCCGCCACCUGGCUGUGUGGAGUGGCACCGCCACGAGCGCCGCCGCCCUCUCCCUCAGCUAGGGUUAGGGCACGGCCGCCGCGUUUUCACUGUUAAUAACAGAAAGAGACUAGCUAACUGUGCUAUUGGAUUUGACAAAAACUCCAUCAAAGUUAAAAGACAAGACAAGCCAUCGUUGUCAAGUUGCAUAGAUGGGCUGAUCGACACCAUAAUGGGAUCCACUGCUAUAACCAUUUCAAACAACUUUUUCACUCACCAUGACAAGGUGAUGCUUCUUGGAAAUAGCGAUGCCUAUACCCAAGAUGUCAAAAUGCAAGUAACAGUUGCAUUCAACCACUUUGGAGAAGGGCUUGUUCAGCGAAUGCCCAGAUGCCAAUAUGGAUACUUCCAUGUGGUGAAUAAUGAUUACACCCACAAGGAAAUGUAUUCAAUCGGGGGAAGUGCAAACCCCACCAUUCACAGCCAAGGCAAUAGAUCCCUUGCUCCUGAUAAUAGAUUCCAGAAGGAGGUGACAAAGCCCGAAGAUUCAAUAGAAGGUAAUUGGAGAUCAGUGGGAGAUCUGAUGUUAAAUGGGGCAUUCUUCACAACAUCAAGGGCUGGAGCAUCCUCAAACUAUACCAAAGCUUCGAGUAUGGUAAAAAGACCUUCCUCUAUUGUGGGCUCUAUAACUGCAAAUUCGGGUGUUCUCAGCUGCACUCUGGUCACUAAUUAG
Cryptomeria japonica (Japanese cedar) is the source of this 792-nucleotide messenger RNA. Its product is annotated as probable pectate lyase 18. The record is from RefSeq and is a predicted model, not a curated record. Gene Ontology annotation, molecular function: pectate lyase activity. Lineage: Eukaryota; Viridiplantae; Streptophyta; Pinopsida; Cupressales; Cupressaceae. The transcript has 7 exons. Bases 1 to 792 code for a protein of 263 amino acids.